GCGCGCACGCGCGUUGUGGCUUCUCGGGCUGCCGCGCCUCAGGCUCCCCUGGUUACGGUUGGUGUUCGCGAGUCGUCUGAGGUGCCACCUUCCCUUGCGCCUGCAGACUGCGGUGGCAGUUCGAUACGCGCGCGUCCGCGUCACGUGGGCCGAGGCUUCCUCGCGGUCGCUGACUGGCGGCUGAGGCGGGAGGAAAGAGCUGCGGCCGCUUGCCCUCCUUCAGAGCCCCUCGGCGGACUCAGUGAUAAAAAUGGCGAAAUGGGGUAACUGGCACUGAACCUGAGGCAAUGGGGCGCGCUCGUAGGCCAGUUGUCGGAGCUCCUUGAUGUGGGUAUCGGUUGGUGUUGGCAAUUUCACCUGGCGACCUCAGACCAGCGCCUGACGGGAGACCACGGAUUUCGCGGGGCGCCGAGGGCCCCGCCGAGAGCUGCGGGCAAUGGAUGAACAGAGUGUGGAGAGCAUUGCUGAGGUUUUCCGAUGUUUCAUUUGCAUGGAGAAAUUGCGGGAUGCUCGCUUGUGUCCACAUUGCUCCAAGCUUUGUUGUUUCAGCUGUAUUAGGCGCUGGCUGACAGAGCAGAGAGCUCAGUGUCCUCAUUGCCGUGCUCCAUUGCAGCUACGAGAACUAGUAAAUUGUCGUUGGGCAGAAGAAGUAACACAGCAGCUGGAUACUCUUCAACUCUGCAGUCUCACCAAGCAUGAGGAAAAUGAAAAGGACAAGUGUGAAAACCAUCAUGAAAAGCUUAGUGUAUUUUGCUGGACUUGUAAGAAGUGUAUCUGCCAUCAGUGUGCACUUUGGGGAGGAAUGCAUGGUGGACAUACCUUUAAACCUUUGGCAGAAAUUUAUGAACAGCAUGUCACUAAAGUGAAUGAAGAGGUAGCCAAACUUCGUCGACGUCUCAUGGAACUGAUCAGCCUAGUUCAAGAAGUGGAAAGAAAUGUAGAAGCUGUAAGAAAUGCAAAAGAUGAGCGUGUUCGGGAAAUUAGGAAUGCAGUGGAAAUGAUGAUUGCACGAUUAGACACACAGUUGAAAAAUAAACUUAUAACACUAAUGGGUCAGAAGACAUCUCUUACCCAAGAAACUGAGCUGUUGGAAUCCUUACUUCAAGAGGUAGAGCACCAGUUGCGGUCUUGUAGUAAGAGUGAGUUGAUAACAAAGAGUUCAGAGAUUCUAAUGAUGUUUCAGCAAGUUCAUCGAAAGCCCAUGGCGUCCUUUGUUACUACUCCUGUUCCACCAGACUUUACCAGUGAAUUAGUACCAUCUUAUGAUUCAGCCACUUUUGUUUUAGAGAAUUUCAGCACUUUGCGCCAGAGAGCAGAUCCUGUUUAUAGUCCACCUCUUCAAGUUUCAGGACUUUGCUGGAGAUUAAAAGUUUACCCAGAUGGAAACGGAGUUGUGCGUGGUUACUACUUAUCGGUGUUUCUGGAACUCUCAGCUGGCUUGCCUGAAACUUCGAAAUAUGAGUAUCGUGUAGAGAUGGUUCAUCAGUCCUGCAGUGAUCCUACCAAAAAUAUCAUUCGAGAAUUUGCAUCUGACUUUGAAGUUGGAGAAUGCUGGGGCUACAAUAGAUUUUUCCGUUUGGACUUACUUGCAAAUGAAGGAUAUUUGAAUCGGCAAAAUGAUACAGUAAUUUUAAGGUUUCAGGUACGUUCACCAACUUUUUUUCAAAAAUGCCGGGACCAGCAUUGGUAUAUCACACAGUUGGAAGCUGCACAGACCAGUUAUAUCCAACAAAUAAAUAAUCUUAAAGAGAGACUUACAAUUGAGCUGUCUCGAACUCAGAAAUCAAGAGACUUGUCACCACCAGAUAAUCAGCUUAGCUCCCAAACUGAUGACACACCUGAGACACGAGCUAAGAAGUCCGGGUCAUGUUCUGACAUGCUUCUUGAAAGUAGUCCUGCUACAGCUUGUAUAAGAGAGACCAAGGAAGAUGAAGAAGAUGAGGAAAAGAUUCAGAAUGAAGAUUAUCAUCAUGAGCUUUCAGAUGGAGAUCUGGAUCUGGAUCUUGUUGGUGAAGAUGAAGUAAAUCAUCUUGAUGGUAGCAGUUCUUCUGCUAGUUCCACAGCAACAAGUAACACAGAAGAAAAUGACAUUGAUGAAGAAACUAUGUCUGGAGAAAAUGAUGUAGAAUAUAACAACAUGGAAUUGGAAGAAGGAGAACUCAUGGAAGAUGCAGCUGCUUCAGGACCUCCAGGUAGUAACCACGGGUAUGUGGGUGCCGGCAGCCGAUUGUCAAGAAGAGCACAUUUAUGCUCUGCUGCUACCAGUAGUUUAUUAGACAUUGAUCCUUUAAUUUUAAUACAUUUGUUGGACCUUAAGGACAGUAACAAUAUGGAUAAUUUGUGGGGCUUACAGCCUCACCCACCUGCCUCAUUUUUGCCGCCCACAGCAUCAUAUUGUCGAAAAGAUAAAGACCAAAGGAAGCAACAGGCAAUGUGGCGAGUGCCCUCUGAUUUAAAGAUGCUGAAAAGACUCAAAACUCAAAUGGCUGAAGUUCGAUGUAUGACAACUGAUGUAAAGAACACCCUUUCAGAAAUAAAAAGCAAUAGCACUGCUUCUGGAGACAUGCAGACAACCCUUUUUUCUGCUGACCAGACAGCUCUCGCUGCAUGCGGGACUGAACACUCUGGCAGAUUACAAGAUUUGGAAAUGGAGCUCCUGGCAAAGUCAUCAGUUGCUAGCUGUUACAUAAGAAACUCCACAAAUAAGAAGAGUAAUUCACCCAAGCCAGCUUGGUCCAGUAUAGCAGGUAGUCUAUCACUUCGAAGAGCAGUGGACUCUGGAGAAAAUAAUCGUUCAAAAGGAGACUGUCAGACAUUGUUUGAAGGCUCUCCAGGAAGUUCUCAGUCUGGAAGUAGGCACAGUUCUCCCCGAGGCUUGACACAUGGCAUUGUGAGCGAUAUCCUGCCCAAAACUGAAGACCGACAGUGUAAAGUUUUGGACUCAGAUGCAAUUGUGGUGGCAGUUUUCAAUGGUUUACCUUCUGUUGAAAAAAGAAGGAAAAUGAUAACCUUGGGGACUAAUGCUAAAGGAAAUCAUCUGGAAGGAAUGCCAAUAACUGAUUUGGAGAAUAAUUCUGAACCUGGAGAGUUACAGGCUAUACUUCCUGAAGGAGCUUUGGCUGCCCCUGAGGAAGGAAUGAGUAGCGACAGUGACAUCGAAUGUGAUACUGAGAAUGAAGAGCAGGAAGAGCACACCAUUGUGGGCGGAUUUAAUGACUCUUUCAUGACGCAGCCCCCAGAUGAAGAUUCUCAUCCCAGUUUCCCUGAUGUUGAACAAGUAGACCCUGAAAAUCUCCACUUCAGUACUGACGAAAACAGUGGAAGGUAAUUGCCAGAUGGACUUACAAGCUACCUUGACCCUGAAAAUUUAUUGUAGUUGGUGCUCAAAUUUGUCAUCAAUCAUAUAAUCAGAUUUAGUUGCUUUUUGUCAUCAUCUAUACCUAUGAUAGUAAUUCAGGAACUGUUACAAAGCAGCACAAUUCUACUAAAAGACACAGGGAAAAAUUAACAGUGUGGGAAGAGUUCUAAUAUAGUAAAAUAGUAGUGUUGCCCUCCAUUAAUUUUAGCAAAUUAAUACAUUCACAGAAGGCAGUUUGUAUUCAAAACAGAAGGCCAGCCCACUGCCAGAAAGUGUAUUGAGAGGCAUGCAGUAAAUUGUUCAUUGCUGGUACUUUUCUGUCUUUGGCUGGAUACUCAGUUUUGUUUACAUAACUACCUUAAUAUUUUGGGGUUUAAUCACAGUUUAUAGUUUCACUACGUUCUAUAGAUUAGUGAACCAAAAAACUAGUUAUUGAUUCUGUUAUGUAGAAACUUUACAUGACUAACCAAAGUAACACUAAACUAAAUCUUGUUUCUGGAGCACGUUGACAGCCUAAAAUUUAUUUAUUUACCUUUUCUGUAUUGUUGAAGUGCAGGCACAUUGUUUAAUAGCACAUCAUCUUUUGGCAAAUGUAAUUUAAAAUGAAUUAAGUUAAUGUGGAUUAGUUAUAUUCCUGAUUAUAUGUAAGAUUAUUUUAAAAUUUUUCGUUUUUUAAUACCUUUUAAAGUAUAACUAUAGUGCAACAAAUAAUUUAAAAUUGUCUUCUUUAUUUUCAUUAGUUGGAAAUUGAUGUCAGUGUCAGUAAAGACUCAUAUUGCAGAGUGACUUUGGAAUGAAACUGUGAUAUAUAAGGUUUUCUUUCAUACUCAUAAAUAAUCCCUACCCUUAAAUUGCCAAACUUCACCAUUGUGCUCCAUUGAGCUGCUAUAUAUUUAUGAAAAUUACACUGAAAGUUGACCAAGAGACUAUUUGAAAAAGCAUGAAUACCUGUAUGUACAUGUGAGAGAUGUUGCAUCAGCUUAUAUUUUACUUCCUAUUGUUCAUUUUUUUCAUAUCUGAUGUCUUGCUUGAAUGCUGUGAUGCAGUCUACUUAUUUUCAAAAUAGUUUGCACUUUUUUUGUUAAUAAAAGUUACUUGAGCAAA
Messenger RNA from Cavia porcellus (domestic guinea pig), 4462 nucleotides. It is a transcript of the gene Trim37, whose product is annotated as tripartite motif containing 37. Gene Ontology annotation, cellular component: aggresome; peroxisome. Gene Ontology annotation, molecular function: ubiquitin protein ligase binding; tumor necrosis factor receptor binding; ubiquitin protein ligase activity. NCBI's taxonomy places the organism in Eukaryota, Metazoa, Chordata, Mammalia, Rodentia, Caviidae. The record is from RefSeq and is a predicted model, not a curated record. Gene Ontology annotation, biological process: negative regulation of centriole replication; protein autoubiquitination. The transcript has 24 exons. The coding region runs from base 437 to 3328 and encodes 963 amino acids.